Molecule: messenger RNA, 3505 nt
Organism: Aspergillus alliaceus
Lineage: Eukaryota; Fungi; Ascomycota; Eurotiomycetes; Eurotiales; Aspergillaceae
Product: putative C6 transcription factor
Exons: 2
Coding region: 233-3166 (977 amino acids)
Biological process (GO): DNA-templated transcription; regulation of DNA-templated transcription
Cellular component (GO): nucleus
Molecular function (GO): DNA binding; DNA-binding transcription factor activity, RNA polymerase II-specific; zinc ion binding
Source: RefSeq, a predicted model, not a curated record
CCCUUUCCCUCCAUCACGACACUGGUUCGGAAUCCCGGGGAAAUAUUACCGGAGAAAUACCGCGGCAAGCAACGCUGAGGAGGCAUCACCACACGUGUCGCAGCAGUCGUUGGGACUGCAUUCUCCCUCCCCCUUCUUUUCUCCCCAUCCCUUUGAUCCGCCGCCUUCUUUCCCAUCCGAUCCACCUAGGGAGACGGAAACCCCGUCUCGCGCGCCUUGACUCUUUCCCACAAUGCGGUCUAGCAUCGCCUGUGCUCGCUGUCGUCGCAGCAAGAUCAAAUGUGUCAAUUCCGGUAUCGACACCACCUGUCGCGCUUGUGAAUCAUCCGGCCGAGAAUGUGUAUAUCCUACUCCUGCCAUCGGUAUCGGUGGGACUGCUGCCAAACGGGAUAUCGCCGCUUUGGCAGAUGGAGAUGAUCGUAAUGGAGAUUGGGAUAGCCCGAAACGACAACGACCACGCAAGUCCGUUGCGGUUUCAUCAUCCGCAGCUAAGGAUGCGGCUAAAGGAACCCUGGAUGCGCUCGACUCGUCCAUCCUGACCGUCAAGGUAUGGGAAGCCGUCUUCGACUUAUUCCAAUCCCAUUUUGCGACUAUUCUGCCUUUUCUGCACCCUGCCACUUUUAUGGGCCACAUUCGACAGCUGUCCGGUCCCCAGUCAUCCUCGUCAUCGACCGUCCCUGUAAAGCAAGAAAGCUCCCGAGAAAACGCCCAAAGUCCGCCGGCUACAAAGUCGGAUCCGAAUCCCUUGAUUCCCCUUGGAGUGCUUGCGCUCACUGCUCGAUUCCAUCCCCAACUUGUUGCUUAUCACUCUCCUCCGUCACAAGGGAACCCUUCGAAUCCAGCUCUCGCUUCCGAAUUCUACGCGACAGCACUGCGCAGCCGGCUGGCCGGUGUUGAUGGUGCCAGUCUUGCGAUACCUGACUUGACCCGCGUUCAAGCGUUGUUGAUGCUAGCGCUCCACGAGUGGGGCAUGUGUCGCGGUAAGAGUGCGUGGCUAUACGUGGGCAUGGCUAUCCGACUGUCCCAGGCUAUGGGCCUUCCAUAUGAAUUGGAGAACGAUGUCUUCUCGCGAGACGGCCCCAGGUCACCUUCCACAUUUAGAACAGAAGCAGAUCUCUUCGGCAUUUCCAAACGGGGUAUGGAACCGAAGGAGCAAACGUCAGACGAUGUAAUUGCUCAAGAAACAAAGCGACGUACCUUUUGGGCAUGCUUUAUCCUUGACCGAUGUUUGAGCAGUGGUAAAUAUCGCCCACGCAUGAUCCGAGUUAAGGAACUAGGUAUUCAGCUCCCUAGUGAUAAUGCUUUCGCCUUCGGAGAGCGUGUACGUACCUCGCGCCUCAGUGAGCCGGUCGUACGUCGCCCACAGAGCUUUGGUGCACAGGGUGUUCAGAUACCCAGCAUCCGCCAGAGCUUGGGAUUUGGAGACGACAAGCUCCCGAAUAAUAUUACCCCUGAUCCGAAGUCUUGGUCCCCCAUCUCCCGGAGAAAAGACUCGAGUGAAGAUGAGAUUGAUCGGUGGGAGAUCGGGGCUGAGGAGGCAGUAUUGAGCCGUGUCAUCCGUAUCAUUCGUAUCUGGGGUAGUAUUGCAAAGUGGUCCUGCGCAGGUGGCAGAAGGACUGAACAAUUACCUCCGUGGCAUCCCGACUCGCGGUUUUCUCGACUUCGGAUGAUCCUGGCUGAAUUCCAGGAUGGACUCUCCCGCAACCUCCAGUACUCGACGCGCCAUACGGAUACUCAUAUCAUGUACAAGACUACACCCCCUUACACCCUGAUGCAUGUGGUCUACUUCCUCUCAGUUCUUGUUCUCCACCGCGCCUAUAUUCCUUUCCUUCCUGUGCGUUGUACAGAGCCUUCUGGGCCUCUAGAUGAGCCUCUGUUUCCCGGCGAGAAAGUGGGUGCUCCAGAUGGUUUCUGGCGCGAAAGCGCUCGCGAGCUCUUCACUGCCGCCCGGCAGAUGAUGGACUUGGUUGUAACCUGCCAGGACCGCGGUGUGUUAGUUGAGAACCCAUUGGUUGGCUUUGCCAUCUACAAUGCCGCCUUUAUUGGCAUCUACGCCUCACACUUUCCACAAAUGGAUCCAGAAGGUGUCCUCGGCUCGAAGCCUACUUCAGCUGGUGAUGGAAACCAGCAAGGCCAAGCCCAAACACGAAAAGCUCUUGAUAUCCUCCGCGAAAUGCGGACAAGGCUCAAAAUGGCACGAGGCUGGUUCCGUACACUUAAUCGACUUCACAGUUAUUUCUCCAAGGUCAAACAGGAUUAUCGACGUCACUCUCGCAAACUAGACUCAAUCCCCGAGGUUUUCGACGUACAAACUAACGGUGUCCGGCCCGUGCGUGAAGGAGGAGCGGGUGGCGGUCUUGAAGAAUUCAAGCUGCUCGAAAAGUUGUUCCUUGACUUCGGCACUAUCGAGGACCAGUUGCCAGAAAAUGGCGCAGAUGAAGAUGGUGGGGCUGGGGUGAGUGAUCGGGUGACCAACAUCAGCGACGCCGGCAGCAAUGCUGUUCGCAGUGAUCCAGGAGAAACUAUUGAGGCUUCACUGGACGGCGCUGGUGGGCGCCGCGAGUCCUGGGUGCCUAUCAACAGCCCGGGAAUGCCCCUCCCUGGACCAGAUGGCGAGCGACGCCCCAGUCUCCCGCUCCCUCCCAGUCGGUCCUUGCAAUCCCAGUCUCCCUUCUCUCUUCCAUCGCUGCAGCACCAUCACGAUGGCCCUUUGUACAACAACUCAUCACCUACUCUUCCGGCCAUUGGGCCGACCGGGUCCUACGGGGCCCCGCCUAGCACAACAGCGGGCCCCGCCUCGUCACAAUAUAGCGCGGUUACAACACAGCCUGGCCGUCUUCAGCCCCUGAACCCAUGGCUGGGCUCUCGCCAGCAACCGCCACCACCGUACUCUCAGUCACUACCCCCAAUCAACGCAACCGCACCACAGGGUCUUCCACUGUUGCCGCCUCCCGGCUCAGUGCACCCGGCAGCCUCACCGCCUGCAACAGUGGAUGGGAUGGAAAGCUUCACAUCAAAUAGCCUGUGGUCUGCGAGCCUAGGAGGGGAUGAUGUGUUAGCCUUCCUUGAGGGGUGCGAGUACGAUCAAAUACAGGGAGUGACGCCAUCGGAGGGUAGUCUUCCGGGCGGUUGGUUAACCACCGUGUGGACCGAGUUUACCCGUUGACGUUCCUUGUCCUUUUUCCUUUUCCUUUCUUUCUAUCUUCGAUGAUUGAUAUUGGGCCAUUAUAUUUGCAUCCUUUCGUCUGUACUAUUAUUUUUGUGCGCGCCAUGUACUGUAUGAAUAUGUAUGCCGCUUCAGCGGAGUAACGAUGAUCAAACAAGGGUUGGGCACAAGGUCGGUCAAAAGGUGGUCCAUAAAUGACACAGAGAGGAUGGGAUUCGGCGUCUACUUUGACUGCUUUUACCGGGCGUAUGUUAGGGAUCAAUUUUUUUUACCUUGAGCGCGGCGUCUGGUUGAAUGCUUGACUGGGAUGGACUUCUUGCGAUUUUGCAUGACUGUUGA